GCAAAACUAAUGGAACGUGUGAAAAAGAUUUACACGAAACCCCGCCAAUCUUACAUAUAAUAUAUUUUAAUUAAUUAAUUUGAGACUUACCGGUCACCACCAAAAACUUGUAGAGCGAGCGGAGAAUGAAUUAGAAUUAGGGAUCAUCGCAGAGUCAAUGAACUCUCAUCGGAGGCCUUGAUCCGAUAAGCAUUCGAUCGUUGUAGAUCCGAGCUCGACCCGACCUAUUCCGUUCCGAUCCGGUGUCAGCAUCAGUAGCGGCAGCAUGUUUCUGUUCGACUGGUUCUACGGUGUGCUCGCGUCCCUCGGUCUCUGGCAAAAAGAGGCCAAGAUCUUGUUCCUCGGCCUGGAUAACGCCGGCAAGACCACCUUGCUCCACAUGUUGAAAGACGAGAGGCUGGUGCAGCAUCAGCCCACGCAGUAUCCAACAUCGGAGGAGUUGAGCAUUGGGAAAAUCAAGUUCAAGGCCUUUGAUUUGGGAGGCCAUCAGAUUGCUCGUAGAGUUUGGAGGGAUUACUAUGCAAAGGUAGAUGCUGUGGUGUACCUGGUGGAUGCCUAUGACAAGGAGCGGUUUGCAGAAUCAAAAAAGGAACUAGAUGCGCUCCUUUCGGAUGAAGCCCUAGCCACUGUCCCAUUUCUAAUUCUAGGGAACAAGAUUGACCUACCAUAUGCUGCCUCAGAGGAUGAGUUGCGGUAUCACCUUGGGCUGACCAACUUCACCACCGGCAAGGGGAAGGUAAACCUAACAGACUCAAAUGUCCGUCCAUUAGAAGUAUUUAUGUGCAGCAUUGUACGGAAAAUGGGGUACGGUGAUGGUUUCAAAUGGCUCUCUCAAUACAUCAAGUAGGAGGAUGUUCGACAAGGUGUACUACUCGUCGCACCUUACCUUGAAAACUUAUUCGGUCCUUGUUUUAUUUAGGCUCUUGGUGGGAUUUCAAAUUGGAUCUUUGUCUUUGGAUUGGUGUGGAAGGAAAUAUGAAUGUCAAUACUUUGUAAAAAUUUUAUUUAUGACCUCAAUCCUUGUCUAGUUUGUUUC
This is a messenger RNA of Pyrus x bretschneideri (Chinese white pear), 1036 nucleotides long. Its product is annotated as GTP-binding protein SAR1A. Bases 266 to 847 code for a protein of 193 amino acids. Gene Ontology annotation, biological process: membrane organization; endoplasmic reticulum to Golgi vesicle-mediated transport; vesicle organization. Gene Ontology annotation, molecular function: GTPase activity; GTP binding. The record is from RefSeq and is a predicted model, not a curated record. The transcript has 3 exons. Lineage: Eukaryota; Viridiplantae; Streptophyta; Magnoliopsida; Rosales; Rosaceae. Gene Ontology annotation, cellular component: endoplasmic reticulum exit site; COPII vesicle coat.